Molecule: messenger RNA, 898 nt
Organism: Fomitiporia mediterranea MF3/22
Lineage: Eukaryota; Fungi; Basidiomycota; Agaricomycetes; Hymenochaetales; Hymenochaetaceae
Product: ras-domain-containing protein
Exons: 7
Coding region: 73-732 (219 amino acids)
Biological process (GO): ribosomal subunit export from nucleus; protein import into nucleus
Cellular component (GO): nucleus; cytoplasm
Molecular function (GO): GTPase activity; GTP binding
Source: RefSeq, a predicted model, not a curated record
GCGAGCAUCUCAUCGCUUUCUCUUUCUGUCUCUUUCAUCCUCUUUCUCCAUCCCUCACGACCUAUAGACGACAUGGAGGCCCAACAGUCACAACAGCAGACAAUUCCUACAUUCAAACUCGUUCUUGUCGGCGAUGGUGGUACUGGCAAAACGACGUUCGUCAAGCGCCAUUUGACGGGCGAGUUCGAAAAGAAAUAUAUUGCGACUCUCGGUGUGGAGGUUCACCCUUUAACCUUCACCACCAACUUCGGCACCAUCUGCUUCAACGUAUGGGACACCGCAGGGCAAGAAAAGUUUGGUGGUUUGCGCGAUGGUUAUUAUAUCCAGGGCCAAUGCGGGAUCAUUAUGUUCGACGUCACUUCACGCAUUACAUACAAGAACGUCCCGAACUGGUACCGCGAUCUCGAACGUGUCUGCGAAAACAUCCCGAUCGUGCUUUGCGGUAACAAAGUCGACGUUAAAGAACGAAAAGUCAAAACCGCCGCUGUGACCUUCCACAGGAAGAAGAACCUCCAAUACUUCGAGAUCUCUGCGAAGUCAAAUUACAAUUUCGAAAAGCCGUUCCUCUGGUUGGCAAGGAAGGUCGUAGGCAACAACACGCUGGAAUUCGUCGCUGCACCAGCUCUUGAACCGGCUCAGGUCGUCAUCGACCAAGAGCUCAUGAAGAAGUAUGAGCAGGAGCUUGCUGCGGCCGAGGCCGUUCCUCUUCCCGAAGAAGACGACGACCUGUAAGCGUGGGCUUUGUUCAAGUGAGGUAGAGCGUUGUUGUACGAGGUUCUUUGUUCGUCUUUGCUGUGUGGAGUUGUAAAUUUCUCUGGACCCGCUAUGAAGCUGGCCAAUAUAACUUGUUCUCCUACGUACUUACAAUAUAUGUACACGAUGGCUGCUUCUUAAGAUG